AUGGCGCGUUGCGCGGCCCGGCUGUGGGGCCCCCUGUGGGCCCUGCCCCUGCUGCUUCUGGCGCCCCGCGGGGCCCUCGGCUUCUUCCCCAACUUCUGGUCCCGGGCCAUGGCCCUGGCCUGGGGCUCCGCCACCCACCAGGACCUGACGGAGGACGCGCUGCUCAACGCCACCCUGGAGCUCUUCCGGGACCUGCCGCCCCCCCGCGGCCGGCGCCUCGCCUGGGAGCAGUUCCAGGCCCGGCCCCUGCUGGCGGACGAGGUGUUCGCGGCGUAUUACGGCCCCGGGGCGUCGGCCCGGCGGUUCCGCGCGGCGCUGGUGGAGGUGGGCAACGCCAACGCGGCCCUGGACUUCCUGCCGGCGGCGCGGGACGACCCGGUGCUGCACUUCGACGGCGAGCUGCUGCGGCCGGCCGGCGCCUCCCUCCUGCGCGCCCGGCGCGAGGUGCUGCAGGCCCUGGGCGCGGAGCUGUACCCCCUCGCCCGCCAGCGCCUCGGCCGGCUGCUCCACUCCCUGCAGGAUUUCUACAGCCACAGUAACUGGGUCGAACUGGGCCACCGCGGGAUCCACCCGGACCUGCUCCAACCCGGCCGUGAACUGGGCUCCAUCGCCGGAG
Messenger RNA from Terrapene triunguis (Three-toed box turtle), 616 nucleotides. Its product is annotated as von Willebrand factor A domain-containing protein 7-like. The annotation marks the transcript as partial. The transcript is spliced from 3 exons. NCBI's taxonomy places the organism in Eukaryota, Metazoa, Chordata, Testudines, Emydidae. The record is from RefSeq and is a predicted model, not a curated record.